Molecule: messenger RNA, 1908 nt
Organism: Cylicocyclus nassatus
Lineage: Eukaryota; Metazoa; Nematoda; Chromadorea; Rhabditida; Strongylidae
Source: the annotation of a GenBank genome assembly
AUGAGGUUACCGCCGUCACUGCUGUUAAAGCUGUCGAGAAGAUGCGGUUCGUAUAUCACCACUCCAAUCUUCUAUGCAAAUGGUGCUCCCCAUCUUGGCCAUCUUUAUACUGUAGUCUUGGCUGAUGCUGCACAUCGUUGGCAGAAAUUGAAAGCUCCCACUGAGUCUCAUGUGUUUUCUACUGGAACUGAUGAGCACGGCAUUAAGAUUUUUCGGUCUGCUGAAAAAGCUGGGAAAGAUCCUUUGAAGUUUUGUGAUGAAACAUCUGAGAAAUUUCGUGAUCUUUUCGAAAAAUUUGAUAUUGCCAACACGGAUUUCAUACGAACAACGGAAAAUCGUCAUAAGGCUUGUGUGGAGUAUGUAUGGAAACAACUAAGUGAUGCUGGACUUAUCUAUAAAGAUGUGUACUCAGGAUGGUAUAGCAUGGUUGAUGAGUGUUUUUUCGCAGAUGGUGACAUUGAAGAUUCUCCUUCUGGAAAGGUCGUAAAAGAUACGGGCAACUCAGUGGAGUGGAUAGAAGAGCAGAACUACAUGUUUCGAUUAUCUGAUUUUAAGGGGAGAGUGAAGGAAUGGUUACUGAGCUCAGACGUCAUUCGACCCAAACACUAUCUCCAGUUUGUACUAAAGUAUUUGGAAAUGGAUGGAGAUCUAUCAGUGUCGCGAAGUCGCGCACGGUUGCCUUGGGGCAUACAGGUUCCUGGAGACGAUUCGCAAACUAUCUAUGUAUGGUUGGAUGCUCUUGUUAAUUAUCUUGCAGUGGUCAAAUAUCCAUCAGAAAUGACAGCUUGGCCACCUUCAUGGCAGAUACUUGGAAAAGACAUCUUGAAAUUUCAUGCGUUUUAUUGGCCUGCGUUUUUAAUGGCCAUGAAGCUACCUUUACCUCAACGACUCUUUGUCCACGGUCACUGGUUGGUCGAUAAUGCAAAGAUGUCCAAAAGCGUCGGCAACGUUGUCGACCCAUAUGAUGCCAUGAACUCAUAUACAGCCGAGGGUCUACGCUAUUUCCUCCUGAAACAAGGAUUACCUCAUGGAGAUUCAAAUUUUUCACGAGACAAAGUCAUCAAUGUUAUCAAUAGCGAUUUGGUAAACAACAUCGGUAACUUGCUGAGCAGAGCUACGGUAAAGAAAAUGAAUCCCAGUCAGCAGUAUCCUGUUUUCUCCCAAGAUAGCCUAGAUGGUGAACUCGCUGACGCUUCCUUGUCUCUUCAAAAAGAGCUGGAGACCAUACGAGAGAUCACCGCUUUGCUUUAUGAUGAUAUGUAUUUUUACAAAGCAAUUGAAGGGAUUCUGGCAGUAGUGAAGUCCGCUAAUGGUUUCUUCCAGCUUGCUCAGCCAUGGAAGUUACCCGCGGGACCAAAGUUAGAUUCCGUGCUAUACCUAAGCUAUGAGACAGUACGAGUGACGGCUUUGUUGCUCAUGCCAAUAGUACCAUCAUUGGCUGGCCAUGCUUUGACGAGGCUAGGAAUUCCUCCCGAUGAGCGACGAGUGGAAACAGCCGUUUUUACUACCGUGAAUGGAGGCCACCAUUUGGGUCCAGAUAAUGGACCUUUGCUUUUGCGAAUCGGUGAUCGCGCAGCUGCAGUGGCUUAGGGAUGAACAAUGAAAAGUAGUCUUUAACGAACUGGAUUUGCGACUGUGGUGCAUAAAAUAAGUCGUUCACUGGCGUCUUCGACGAUAUCUGUUAGCUUCAGAAUGCGGGUAUUAGCUGUUAUGAACAAGCUUGUCAUGCUUUCGAACAUUUCUUUCACAUGUGGUCCCAGUUUCAUCCUUUUUCUUUUCUGUUGACAAUUUCUGCAAAAUGAUUUGAUUUGAAGUGGCCAUGCUGAAUCACUGAAUCUACUCUUAGUUCUGGAAUGCUGAAACCUUCUAAAACCCACACAUACCGUAUAGGCGAACUUUUGGUAUCGU